Tarenaya hassleriana is the source of this 2024-nucleotide messenger RNA. RefSeq names its product carotenoid cleavage dioxygenase 7, chloroplastic. Lineage: Eukaryota; Viridiplantae; Streptophyta; Magnoliopsida; Brassicales; Cleomaceae. The transcript has 7 exons. The record is from RefSeq and is a predicted model, not a curated record. Bases 8 to 1843 code for a protein of 611 amino acids. Gene Ontology annotation, biological process: carotene catabolic process. Gene Ontology annotation, cellular component: chloroplast stroma. Gene Ontology annotation, molecular function: 9-cis-epoxycarotenoid dioxygenase activity.
UUACAAAAUGCGGGCCACCAUGUCACUAACCGCCCCGCCGAAAUUCCUCCCACCGGUUAACUCCCCACCGGUUCACCACCAACCCCCAUCGGCGCCUGCACCCCUACAUGCCAUAUCGAUAGCCGUUCCAGAUAUCCAAUUCCCCGGUCUGGGUCGCACGAACACGGCCCCCGACGUGGACGAGUCCCCGUCGGGGUUUCGUGACUACCAAUCUCUGUUCGUGUCCCAACGGUCCGAAACGGUCGAGCCGGUCGCGAUCAAAACCGUGGACGGUUCAAUACCGGCCGAUUUCCCGUCCGGCACGUAUUACUUAGCCGGUCCGGGGCUUUUCACCGACGACCACGGCUCCACGGUCCACCCUUUGGACGGUCACGGUUACUUGCGCGCCUUCAAGAUCGACGGCCGAGAACGAGAGGCCACGUUCAUGGCUAAGUACGUUAGGACCGAAGCUCAGAUGGAGGAGCACGACCCGGUGACUGACACGUGGAGGUUCACUCACCGGGGCCCAUUCUCUGUUCUGAAAGGCGGGAAAAAGUUCGGCAACACGAAGGUCAUGAAGAAUGUGGCGAACACAAGUGUGUUGAAGUGGGGAGAUCGGUUGCUCUGUCUUUGGGAAGGUGGCGAACCUUACGAGAUCGAAUCCGAGACGUUGGAUACGAUCGGAAGGUCCGAUGUGAUCAACGGCUGUGAUUUCUCGCCGGAAAACUGUGCCAGUGAUGCAUGGGACACGGCCGCCAAAUUGCUGAAACCUAUACUAAACGGCGUAUUUAAGAUGCCACCGAAACGGUUCCUGUCUCAUUACAAGAUGGACACUCGAAGGAACAGACUUUUGACAGUCUCUUGCAACUCGGAAGACAUGCUCCUCCCUCGCAGCAACUUCACUUUUUGUGAAUUUGACGAGGAAUUCAAACUGGUUCAUACAAGAGAAUUCAAGAUCCCCGAUCAUAUGAUGAUCCACGACUGGGCUUUCACGGAGUCCCAUUACAUACUGUUUGCCAACCGAGUUAAGCUUAACCCGAUCGGUUCGGUGGCUGCAGUGUGUGGAAUGUCUCCGAUGAUAUCGGCCUUGUCCCUUAACCCGAGCAACGAGACUUCGCCGAUUUACAUUCUGCCGAGGUUUUCAGGCGGAUCGGUCGGAGGCAGAGACUGGAGAGUUCCCAUCGAAGCACCUUCUCAGCUAUGGCUAAUCCACGCCGGAAACGCCUUCGAGACCAGAGACAACAGCGGCGGCGGUCUCGAGAUCGAGAUACAAGCUUCUGCUUGCUCAUAUCUCUGGUUCGACUUCCAGAAAAUGUUUGGUUACAACUGGCAAAGCGGAAAGCUCGAUCCAUCUAUAAUGAAUCGAAAACAAGGCAACGACGGUCUCCUCCCUCAUCUUGUCAAGGUUUCGAUCAGCUUGGACGUGGAUGGGAGCUGUAAGAGCUGUGACGUCGAGCCACUGAAUGGAUGGAACAAACCCUCGGAUUUUCCUGUCGUAAACUCGUCAUGCUCCGGACAAAAGAACAGAUACAUAUACUCUGCCUCGUCCUCGGGUUCUCGGUCUGCACUCCCAGAUUUCCCAUUCGACACGGUUGUGAAGUUCGACUUGGACGCAGAAUCUGUACGCACAUGGUCCACUGGAGCCCGGAGAUUCAUCGGUGAACCUAUGUUUGUCUCUAGAGGCUCCAACGAAGAGGAUGGAUACAUUAUUGUCGUUGAGUAUGCGGUAUCCAUAGAGAGAUGUUACCUUGUGAUUCUCGAUGUCAAGAAAAUCGGCGAAGCCGACGCUCUCGUCGCCAGAUUAGAAGUGCCGAGGAACUUAACGUUCCCGAUGGGUUUUCAUGGUUUGUGGACUAGCGACUGAUCCAUCUCCUAUGAUUAUUAUUAUUGGUAUUAUUUUAUUUUUAAGUUGUAAUAAGGUGUGAUAUGGUUUAAGUUAUAAUCAUUUUUGUACAAAAAUGGGUUGUGAUUCUUUGCUACAUAUGAAUAUACCGUAAUUGUACAUUCGAAUACACUCAUAUUUCUGUUUACCAAACUUUGGUCUA